Messenger RNA from Ceratitis capitata (Mediterranean fruit fly), 772 nucleotides. RefSeq lists its product as uncharacterized. The transcript has 4 exons. Bases 272 to 652 code for a protein of 126 amino acids. NCBI's taxonomy places the organism in Eukaryota, Metazoa, Arthropoda, Insecta, Diptera, Tephritidae. The record is from RefSeq and is a predicted model, not a curated record.
AUAUAUAGAAUAUAUAUCGGCUUAUACGAAAGUAUUGAAUGUACGCCCAUAAUCAAUUGCUCGCGAAAUAUACCAAAAAGUAGUGAAACACCAAACCAAAUUGUCAAUUUAUUAAAUGAAGUCGCUAGCUUGAAACAAAACAUGGAAGUAGGAGUGCAACAAAGUGAAAAAAGGCAUACCGAACUUAUGAAACUGAAAAUGAAAUGCUUUGCCAACAACUAAUGAAGCAAGCUCAAAUGAUGACAGAGUAUAGCGGAACAGUUUUUUCCGAAUGCUGUGGACUUCAAAAUUAUACCCUUACGAUCUAUUGAGCAAAUAUUUGGAAGUAGAAGAAAAUUUAGACAAUUAUGCUAAAGGAGAGUUCUUGGAAUAUCUUAAACUGCAUUUGGGUAGAGAUGGAAUUUCAAAGUGUGUAACACUAUUAUUUACGGAGAAACUUUUGCUUGAUAUCAACUGGGAUGGAAAGAAGCAAAAGAGAGCCUUAAACAAAUUUAAAUUUUUUAACACAUAUCUGUUUGAAGCUAUAAAGAAGAAAGAAAUGGCGUUUCCUGAUUUUGAGGUGGAAAUGAAAAAAGGUUUUAAACUCGCCAAUAAUAAAGUACACAAAAACGCAGCUAAGGAAAGGAAAAAGCUACAAACCGCUAUGGAAUAGUUCGGCUAAUACCGAUGGAUUGUUUUACUUUUAUUAUUAAUGUAAAUAUAAGCUUAUUUAGUGUGUUUCUUAACUUAGCAGUAACUUAUUUAUGUAGAAGUUUUGAUAUUUACCACUUAU